This is a messenger RNA of Oryza brachyantha (malo sina), 1469 nucleotides long. Its product is annotated as heat stress transcription factor B-4b-like. The record is from RefSeq and is a predicted model, not a curated record. Lineage: Eukaryota; Viridiplantae; Streptophyta; Magnoliopsida; Poales; Poaceae. Gene Ontology annotation, biological process: regulation of transcription by RNA polymerase II. The coding region runs from base 59 to 997 and encodes 312 amino acids. Gene Ontology annotation, molecular function: DNA-binding transcription factor activity; RNA polymerase II cis-regulatory region sequence-specific DNA binding. The transcript is spliced from 2 exons. Gene Ontology annotation, cellular component: nucleus.
CAGCCAGCCAUCACUUCGCUCAGCUCUGAUCGAUCUCUUUCUUUUGAUCGAUCGAUCGAUGGCUUUCUUGGUGGAGAGGUGCGGCGAGAUGGUGGUGUCGAUGGAGAUGAGCCCGCCGGGGGUGCACGGCGGCGCGCCGGCGAAGCCCGUGCCGGCGCCGUUCCUGACGAAGACGUACCAGCUGGUGGACGACCCCUGCACCGACCACAUCGUGUCGUGGGGCGAGGACGACGCCACCUUCGUCGUGUGGCGGCCGCCGGAGUUCGCCCGCGACCUCCUCCCCAACUACUUCAAGCACAACAACUUCUCCAGCUUCGUCAGGCAGCUCAACACCUACGGUUUCAGGAAGAUAGUGGCUGACAGAUGGGAGUUCGCCAACGAGUUCUUCAGAAAGGGAGCAAAGCAUCUUCUCGCCGAGAUUCACCGGAGGAAGUCGUCGCAGCCGCCGCCGCCGCCGAUGCCGCACCAACCCUACCAUCACCAUCUCCACCACCACGGCCACCUCAACCCAUUCUCGCCGCCGCCCCCACCGCCGGCGUACCACCACCAUCUAAUCCAGGAGGAGCCCGCCACGACGACGACGCACGGCGACGGCGGCGGGGACUUCCUGGCGGCGCUGUCGGAGGACAACCGGCAGCUGCGGCGGCGCAACUCGCUGCUGCUGUCGGAGCUGGCGCACAUGAAGAAGCUCUACAACGACAUCAUCUACUUCCUGCAGAACCACGUCGCGCCGGUCACCACCACGGCCGCCCCCUCGUCCGCGAUGCUGGCGGCAGCGCACCAGCACCUUCCCGGCGGCGCCGCGCCUGUCUCCUGCAGGCUGAUGGAGCUGGACCCGCCGGACUCGCCGCCGCCGCAGCCCAAGACUCCGGCGGCCGAGGGCGGCGGCGACACGGUGAAGCUGUUCGGCGUGUCGCUGCAUGGCAAGAAGAAGCGGGCGCACCGCGACGACGACGACGACCGCGGCGGCGUCCAUGACCAGGGAAGCGAGGUGUAAGCAGCUGCGUCUAGCUAGCUAGCCAGCCGGCUUUGCUUGCUUGCUCAUCUCGUGUACAUAUAGAGAUCAGAGAGGGGAGAGGAGUAGGAUGAUGAGCUAGCUCGAUGGAUCAGCUGCUGCUUGGUUUCUAUCGACUGCUUUGACGACGACGACGACGGCGGCGAUUGAUUUGCAAGGGUGCAAGUGUUAAUUAGUUUGUUGAUUAAUUAGCCUCUUUGAGAUCAUCACAGGGUUGAUUAGCUGAUUAAGGUAGCUAGCUAGGAGUUAUUUAGGAUCAACCAAUGCAAAUCAAGCGACUGCUGCUAGUGCUUGCACUCUUCUUGUUUUGUUCUUGCUUAAUUCUUUCUUGUCAUGCAUGUGAUGUAGUGAUGAGGGACUUCACCUUUCAUGCUUGGUGAAGAGAUGAGAGAAACUAGCUUAGCUUGCUAGAUGUUAAAUGGUACUAAUCAAGUCCCAAGGCAUCUAAGCUUUU